UGUGAUAUGCUAAUAUUGACGAUAACCAUUAAGAAUUAUAUAUAAAUAUUUCUAAAAUACCAGAUGAUAAUGAGUAAAUAAAACGGCACCUCAAAUGAUUUUAUACACAGUUACACACCUCAAAUGGUAUUUUGAGUGGAAAACAAAUACAACGAACUGCAAAAACCGAGUUUGAAUUCUACUUGAAAGCUAUAAUAUUGUUUUCAACAGAUAUCACAACAAUAUGAAGUUUAGUGAAUUAUUUUGAGUGACCAGGAUAAUGACUAAUAUAACUAAUUAAAUAAUAACUAAAAUAAAACCGUAUCAUAUACAGAUUUUUAACCUUUUAACAGUACGUAUGAAGUAGUUUAGUUCGUUUAUAUGUAUUAUGUGUGAAAUACUACUUACUGAAAAGUAUUUUCAGUAAGGCGACGCACCGUAUUUUUAUGAUCCUCCUCCACGUGCGCACCGGCAGAACCCUCGCGGCGGGUCGUCCGUUUUUUUAAUUGAUUCCUCCAAACAAGUCAACUCCUUUCCUUAAACUCUGACUGCAGUUAAUCCCCCUUUUUGAAGCCGGCGUGUUGUCACGUGGACCCGGUAAGGUUCCGCUUUUUAACGGGCUCAUAGCUGCGAUGCUAACGGAGCGUGAGACGUUUAAGGAGUUAUGAGCAAAUAUGGAUGCGCGUGAUUCAAGGCUACUCUGCUGGUGCACGCGCACGUGCACGUGCGAGGCUCCGACCAAUGCUCCAAUUUUCUUUUGAUUUAACUCUAUUUUAUGUAACACUAACUUUGUAUUGAGCUAAACUCACUUAAUUUCACCCUUGGUCCCUCGUGCUGAUUUUCUCAAAAUGAACAGUCCAAUGUGUUUUGUUGUUUGUUUACAAGAGCUCCAACAUGGCAAAAGCGCCACACAGCGAGACGAGGGGCCGAGGUGCCGUUUCGCCCCCGGACGAAUCUCCCACAGUCGAUUUCCUGACUCCGUCCCGCCGCCUCCUCCUGGAAAUCCCCGCUGACACCAACACCAGCGUCCCGGUGUGGGAGGCCAUGACGUCCCGGCAGGUCGACGUCGCCUGGGCCGUCAACCCUUACAGCGUCUGCGUCCGUUUGACCCCCGUGACCUCCCAGCGAGGCGAGAGUACGACUCUGGCCCGGGAGAACCAGGGAGAACCUGCGAACCCGACACCAGCCGCCUCCGCCGUCUCCCCGCCUCUCGUCGCCACCCAGCCACAGCCCGCCGCCCCGCCCGGCGUCCAGACCCGGGCGGGGCGGCUGCGGGCCCUGUUCCAGCGGCCGCUUCCCCCCCAGUUCCACACCAAGCGCUCCUCCGACAUCCGGGUGUGCGUCCGCUUCCUCAGGGGUUCGUGCCGCGCGGGCAGCCAGUGUACGGAGCACCACACGCCUUACCCGUUCCACUGGCAGCUGUGGCUUCGGAGGGAGCGCCGGUGGGUCGACGUCGGCCAUCGCUCUCAGGUCCUGCUGGAGAGGCACUACUGCAACGUCGGGCAAUCGUCCGUCUGCCUCCACGACAGCAUUUGCCGCUGCACUCUGACCUUUGACUUCAUGGAGGUUAAAGGCACGGCUUAUUACAGCGGCGUCAGACGACUCGCCAGCUCCGACAGCGUGGUCGAGAACCCGUACUUCACCAGCAAAUGGAAAGUCUACUGGUGGAACAGCAAGGACUGGGAGGAGUACAACCAGGAUGUGUCCGCUUUUCUGCUGCAGAAGAUCACGGAGGAGGACGUCAGCGAGUGCGUCUUCCAUAUCGGCCGCCAGGAGUACGUGUUCCACGUCGACGCCAUGAGGCAGACCAACGUCACCACGGGGUUCAGCAGAGAUGUUCGCUGUAGACCCUCCUACUGCUCCCCCGAUUCCAUGCGGCCUUACCUGCGGACCUUGAUCCCGACUGAGCCUGUCGGAGGUCCUCCUGGGGAGAACUUCAGCGUGGACCCUCUGCAGGAGUUCACCUCCUGGUAUCCUCCCGUGUGGUGUCUGGAGUCGGGGCGGGACUACAGCUUGGUGGACCUCCCGGCCGGCACACGGGCCCACCGCAGCGUCCUGAAGCUCUUCCACGAGAGCCUCCCUGAGACCGUGGUGGACAUCGUCAGCAUCCAGCAGGUCCAGAACCUCCUCCACUGGGACAAGUACCAAAGGCACAAAGCGCACAUGCAGAAGCAGCACGGCGAGUCCGAGGAGCCUCUGGAGCGCCACCUCUUCCACGGGACGACCAGAGACGCCUCGGGCCACAACAACUUCGACCCCCGCAUGGCCGGGUUCAACGGGGCGUCCUACGGUUCCGGCUGCUACUUCGCCCGCGCCGCCUCCUACGCCCACCAGUACUCCGUCCGGUGGGGGCGGGACGCGACCCGCCGCGUGUUCCUGGCCAAAGUGCUGGUGGGGAAGGUGAGCCUCGGGAGCGAGGCGUACCGCCGGCCGCCGCCGCUCGACCGCAGGGCGAGCCGGUUCCUCCUCUACGACGCCUGCGUGGACGACGUGCACCGGCCGGGCAUCUUUGUGGUCUUCGACAGCUGUCAGUGCUACCCGUACUUUCUCGUCACGUACAAAGUGCUGCCCCGGGUCGUGGACAUCAGGUGAAGCGGCCGGCGGCGCCGUUGGUCGUCUGGCGUGGCGUCGAAAAGGGGACCCGUGAGGUUUUAUCACGUGCACAAAAUGUUCAGAUAAAAGCGGCACUGUGGAGACGUUCUACCGGACAACAAUGAAGACACGUUUAGGAGGCUGUUCAAAUGUCUUUCAGGAAAUGUUUUGUUUUAUUUUGGUUAUUUAAAGGUUUUACAUUGAUGGAAAUAAGUACUUUUGUUUUUUGAAUCCGCCAUGUUUAUGAAAACAGACUGUUGCACUCGUCUCCCCGUAUUUUAACGCGAUAAACCGGUUUGAUCCUCCCCUCGUUAUACUUUCAUCCGUUCAAAUAAAACUAUAUCAACAUGUCA
Gasterosteus aculeatus aculeatus (three-spined stickleback) is the source of this 2924-nucleotide messenger RNA. Its product is annotated as protein mono-ADP-ribosyltransferase TIPARP-like. Gene Ontology annotation, cellular component: nucleus. Lineage: Eukaryota; Metazoa; Chordata; Actinopteri; Perciformes; Gasterosteidae. The record is from RefSeq and is a predicted model, not a curated record. Gene Ontology annotation, molecular function: NAD+ poly-ADP-ribosyltransferase activity.